AAACAUCAGUUGACAGCCGUUCACGCAGUCGAACGGACGUGCAAAGCUCCCGAUUUCUUGUCAAACAAAAAUCUAGUUUCACCAUGGGAUCGCGCAGUUCUAAGUCGAAAAAAAGCUAUGAAGUAGCUGCACCAGCCGCCGGCAGCAUUCGGAAAAAGGCCUCUAUAAAAAGUUCGCGAAUCGAGGGGUCAGCCACUCAAUCAGACCUUUCAAACGCCAGCCCACCGGCAGUUGAGGAGAAGAAUAUGUGGCCAGAAUGGUUGCAUGAAACGCAAUUUAAGGAAUUACUUGCCGCAAAUGUCGUUCAGUUCUCAAAGAUAGUGGGUUUUCGGGUGAAACCCGCCAUGGCCCCCGGUGAAAACUAUGCCACCCUGAUGCUGAGGAUCAGCAUAGAUGUGGAGCUCACUGAUAAGAGCACCAAACUGGUCUCCUUCAUGAUGAAGGUUCCACACAAAACUCCCCAAAUGGAACAGAUGUUGGCCAUGGUCAACUUCUUUGACAGCGAGAAUGCAGUCUACACGGACAUACUGCCGAAAUUAGAGGAGCUUUAUAAGGCUAAAGGAUUGGACAUACAAUUUGCUCCCAAGGCAUUCAAACUGGACUCCAACAAGGAACCCAAUUUGGCCAACACAGUGCUAAUGAAUGACCUGGGUCAGGAUGGUUACAAGAACUUAAAUCGACUGGAGUGUCUUAAUCUGGAGCAAACUAAGUUUGCACUGAAAAAACUAGCCCAAUUCCAUGCGGCAUCUGCAAUGAGUGUUCAGGUGAAUGGACCCUUUGCGGAUAUAUUCGUAAAUGGUGUCUUAGGGGGGAACAAGGAGGUGCUAAUGGCAUUCUACGAAGGAAUGAUUGCCUCAUUCCGCACUGCUUUUAUGGCCAAUUUGAAAAACUUUAAGGAUGGAGAAAGCUUUCGUGAAAUACUGGACACGGCAUUCACUCAAAUAUUUCUGGACUUUGAACAUCUGAUGAAGAGCGAUCCUGCUGAGUUCAAUGUACUAAACCAUGGUGAUUGCUGGAUGAAUAACUUGUUGUUCAGGGUGAACUCCAAAGGGGAAGUGGAAGACAUGUUGUUUGUUGAUUUCCAGAACCCCAAAUACGGCUCUCCCACUCAGGAUUUGUUUUACCUAAUCCUCACCUCGGUGCACAUUGACUACAAGCUGGAUUACUUUGACUUCUUCAUCAGGCACUACCACGAACAGUUGACAAAACACCUGAAUCUACUGGGCUUCACCGGCAAGCAACUUUCUCUCAGGGAACUUCACAUGCUGAUGUACAAGCACGGAAGUUGGGCUCUGUUUCCCUCGAUCAGUGUGCUGCCAGUGGUGCUCCUGGAUCCAAAUGAAUCUGCCACUUUUGACAAUUUCCUGGGAGACACCGAAGACGGUGCCAAAUUCAAGAAUCUUCUGUUUGCCAACAAGCGCUACAAGGGAUAUAUUGAAAGGAUUCUGCCAUGGCUGUAUAACAAGGGAUUCUUGGAAGCCUACAAUCAGUUCAUCCCACCCGAAACACCUUCAUCGGAGAACUCUAAAAAUCCCAACCAGAUAUUGGACUGGCUUAGUGUCAGCGACUUUGAAGAAGUACUAUCCUCCUCCGAUCCAGAGUUUAACAAGGUUCUUGGCGGAUCUUGGACUUCGGCGACGAAGCCCGGAGACAACUUUGCGUCUAAGCUUUUGAAAGUUGAUAUACAGGCAGAAAUGAAAGAUAACACUGCCAAGAUGUUCUCCUUCAUACUGAAAGUACAACAAAAGUCUACCAGUGAUAAUUUUACCGAUGUAAACAUGUUUCCCAAAGAAAUGGAAAUGUAUCGCAAAUAUGUACCCGCCUUUGAAAAGCUCUAUAAGGAUGCAGGCUUAACCAUCACAUUUAGUGCAAAGUCUUUCGUCCUAAAUAAAGAUGUCAGUGAAGAAUAUCUGCUAAUGGAAAAUCUUCAAGCCAAGGGCUUCAAGAUGGCCGAUCGCAAGAAAGGAUUGGACAUGGAGCACACCAAGAGCGCGCUGAAGAAACUGGCCCAAUGGCAUGCGGCCUCCAUAAAGUACAAAGAACUUAACGGACCCUACUCCACGUUGUAUAACGAUGGAAUCUAUAUUGAACAGACGAGAGAUAUGUUCCAUAAUAUGUUUGCCUUGGCCAAGGACUCGUUUAUUCAAAUACUGGGAAAGUUCGAGGGUGCUGAGGAAUAUCUGCCCAAACUGCCAUGGAUUUUGGACAACCACGUAGAUCAGAUUAUUGAAGAUGCCAAAAUCAAUGAGAAAGAGUUCAAUGUGCUUAAUCAUGGCGAUGCGUGGAUAAACAACAUCAUGUUCCAAUACGACUCAGAAGGUCGCCUCAAGGAAACCUUCUUGCUGGACCAUCAGAAUACUAAAUACGGCAAUCCAGCUCAGGAUCUGUACUACUUUAUUAUGAGUUCUACAGAGCUGGACAUCAAAGUUGAUCAGUUCGAUUAUCUUAUCAGGUGGUAUCACGAAAAUUUAGUGGAACAUUCCAGUUUGUUAGAAUACAACGGAUAUGUUCCCUCUCUUAAUGAACUUCAUACCAUUUUGAUAGACCAUCCAGCUUUCGCUGCUGGCACAGUAAUCAGUACCUUAACCGUUUGCCUCACCGACGAGGGCUUCAACCCCGAGAUAUUUUUCAUCGAAACACCGGAGUCCGAAAACUUUAGAUUACAGCUUCUCGGCAACGAGCGUUAUAGAGCCCAUAUUGAGCGGGUGAUGCCUUGGCUUAAUAGGAGGGGUCUACUUGACCCUAAUCCCCAGUGCUUUACGAUGGGUCUGCGAAAUUCCAAGACAAAGCAAAGCUAUGAUGUCAAAACUUCGGAGCCAGCACCACAGGCUCAGCUGAACUCAGACCCCCCAGCUCCGGUUACCAACUCGGAACCAGAGAUUGAUCGUAGCAACUUGGUGCCCAAAUGGCUGAAUGAAACGCAAUUUGAGGAACUUCUAACCACAAAUGUAGCUGAGUUCUCCAAAAUAGUGGGUUUCCGGGUGAAACCCGCCUUGUCCCCCGGCGAAAACUAUGCCACUCUUAUGCUCAGGAUCAGCAUAGAUGUAGAGCUCACUGACAAGAGCACCAAGCUGGUAUCCUUCAUGAUGAAAGUUCCUCAUGAAACUCCGCAAAUGGAGCAAAUGAUGGCCCUAGCAAACUUUUUUAACAGCGAGAACACGGCCUAUAUUGACAUUCUACCGAAACUGGAGGAGCUCUACAAGGCCAAGGGUCUGGAUAUCAAUUUCGCUCCGCGAGCAUUCCGGCUGGACUCCACCAAGGAGUCCAAGCUGGCCAACACGGUGCUGAUGAACGAUCUUGGCCAGAAUGGGUAUAAGAAUUUAAAUCGUCUGGAGUGCCUGAACUUGGAACAAACCAAGUUUGCCCUCACAAAAUUGGCUCAGUUCCAUGCAGCCGGUGCUAUGAUGGUCCAGGUUAAUGGACCCUAUCCUGAUGUAUUUAUACACGGCAUGAUGGGAGACAACAAGGAGGCCAUAAUGGCUUUUGUGGAAGGAAUGUUGGGAUCUUUUCGAACGGCGUUUUUGGCCAAUCUGAAUAAGUUCAAAAAUGGAGAAGCCCAUCGCGAGAAGCUUGAAAAAGUACUUGCUGUCCUAACUACCGAGUUCAUGAAAAUCAAUGUCAUAGAUAAAGAUGAGUUCAAUGUACUGAACCAUGGCGAUUGCUGGAUGAAUAAUCUGCUGUUCAAGGUGGACUCCCAGGGAAAAUUGGAGGACAUGGUCUUUGUCGAUUUCCAGAACCCCAAAUACGGCACCAACACCAUGGACUUACUCCACUUUAUCAUGACUUCGGUGCACAUAGACUACAAGCUGGAUUACUUUGACUUCCUAGUCAGGCAUUAUCACGAACAGCUGACCAAGCACUUGGAUAUUUUGGGAUUUACUGGACACAAGCCAUCCUUGAGAGAAAUGCACAUUAAGAUGAUCAAGUACGGAGGAUUUGUUCUAUUCUCAACUAUAGCCGUAUUGCCUUUGGUUCUUCUGGAUCCUAGCGAGUCGGCCACACUUGAUAAUUUCUUGGGAGACUCCGAAGCUGGCGUUAAUUUUAAGAGCUCUUUGUACGCCAACAAGCGGUAUAUUGGAUACAUUGAACGAAUUCUGCCUUGGUUGGAAAAUCGGGGUUUCCUGGAACCAAGUACUGAACCAAUUCCAACACUACCGCCCGCAUCAGAGCCUCUACAGCAAGCGCAGCCUGAGAAUCCUGACCAGAUCCUGGACUGGCUUAAUGUAAGCGAUUUCAAGGAGAUCAUCUCAUCAACCGAACCCAAUUUUGAGAAGAUUGUAAGCGGUUCGUGGAAGUCGGCCACGAAACCUGGUGACAACUUUGCUUCUAAGCUCCUGAGGGUUGAUAUAGAGGCACAGUUAAAAGAUAAUGCCGUCAGGACCUUCUCGUACAUCCUAAAAGUGCAAGUAGCCAGUGGCAUGAUUAACUUCGCCGACCUUAACCUGUUUCCCAAGGAGAUCGAGAUGUACAGCACAUAUGUACCCGCUUUUGAGCAGCUCUAUAAGGACGCUGGAUUGCCUGUCACAUUUAGUGCCAAGUCGUUCCGGCUCAGCAAGGAUGUCAGCGAGGAAUAUCUGAUUUUGGAGAACCUGCAGGCAGACGGUUUCAAAAUGUGCGAUCGCAUGAAGGGAAUGGACUUGGAGCACAGCAGGAGCACGUUGAAGAAAUUGGCUCAAUGGCAUGCUGCCUCUCUCAAAUACAAGGAACUCAAUGGAUCCUACCCGCCGAAAUACAACAACGGCAUUUUUACAGAACAAACUGCUGCUAUGUUCAAGGGUAUGUUUGCUCAAACGACAAAGACUUUCAUGGAGGAAGUGGCCAAAUUUAAUGGCGUCGAUGAGUAUCUGCACAAAUUGCCAGCGGUGUUGGAAACCCAAGUCGACAAAAUUAUAGAAGACGCCAAAAUCAAUGAGGAAGAGUUCAACGUACUCAAUCAUGGCGAUGCGUGGAUCAAUAACAUCAUGUUCCAAUAUGACUCGGAGGGACAUGUCAAGGAAACCUUCCUACUGGAUCACCAAGUUACGAGAUACGGAAAUCCUGCCCAGGAUCUGUACUACUUCAUAAUGAGCUCCACUCACCUGGAUAUUAAAGUCGAUCAGUUUGACUCUCUCAUCCGAUGGUAUCAUCAAAACUUGGUGGAACAUGCUAAAUUGUUAAACUACAAUGGAUUUGUACCCUCUCUGAAGGAACUGCACAUUAUUUUGAUAGAGCACCCAACUUAUGCGGCGGUAACCAUGAUUACCACCUUGACGAUGUGCCUAAACAAGGCCGAUGAGAAAUUCUCCACCGAAGGCUUUUUGGGAGAGAACAAGGAAGCGGAAUCAUUGAGAUCGGCACUUUUCAGCAACGAACGCUACAGGGCCAACAUAGAACGCGUUAUACCAUGGUUGAAUAGACGGGGAGUGCUUGAUGCUUUCGCCACUGAUAAAGCCCAAUAACUACUCUUAGACUUGACUGAAACAAUAAAAAGCUUUUUAUAUCAGCUGUAUA
Messenger RNA from Drosophila subpulchrella, 5490 nucleotides. RefSeq lists its product as uncharacterized. Lineage: Eukaryota; Metazoa; Arthropoda; Insecta; Diptera; Drosophilidae. The transcript is spliced from 14 exons. Bases 84 to 5438 code for a protein of 1784 amino acids. The record is from RefSeq and is a predicted model, not a curated record.